Messenger RNA from Dermacentor silvarum, 7232 nucleotides. It is a transcript of the gene Wdr81, whose product is annotated as WD repeat-containing protein 81. Gene Ontology annotation, biological process: aggrephagy. Gene Ontology annotation, cellular component: mitochondrion. The record is from RefSeq and is a predicted model, not a curated record. The transcript has 31 exons. Gene Ontology annotation, molecular function: phosphatidylinositol 3-kinase regulator activity; protein binding. The coding region runs from base 1 to 5490 and encodes 1829 amino acids. Lineage: Eukaryota; Metazoa; Arthropoda; Arachnida; Ixodida; Ixodidae.
AUGCGCCACCUGUGCCAACAAUUUUCCAGGUAUGUGUCCCUUCGACUGAAAGAGCCCUGGAGCCGGUCUCACGACAUGGGUUACCUGGAGCUCAUCCGCUAUGUCUCGGAGACCAACUAUCGCAACAUCUGGAAGGAGGCCAACAGUUCCAGCUCGAAGACAGCCGACAAACAGGAUGAGAACUUCGUCAAGCUGAAGCCGUUCAAGGAUUAUAACAGCGCUGUCCGGGAGAUCAUCAGCCGUCUCUACGCCUGUCCGAUCAUAUGCGUUGGUGCAGGGGGACAGGACGAAAAUCCUGAAGCAGGGGGAGAGCAAGCGCCUCUGCACCCACACCUUGUUCCUGCCUAUUGUGCACUCGAGACGUCGUCCGAGUUCCUGCUGUUCCUGGAGUUCCGGGAGCACACUGUUGAGCACUGCGGCAUGUUCAGCGCAUCUGCACUUGUUGGCUCGCGGCUACUCUUUGUAGUGUACCAGCUGUUGCGGGUCCUCCGCUACCUCCACGACCUGGGGCUACCCCUUGGACCAUUGACACUUGCCGACCUGAGUUUGGACCACCGCUUCUGGCUGCAAGCAACGCCACCCUGGUGGCUGGCCCUGCAGACCGACUCGUGGGUGGAGUCGUCGUUAACUGGCCAGCUGCCCAUCAUGAGGAGCUCGAGCUCUCGCAGGGUGUCGCGCAUUAUGCCCUCCGCGUGCAUACAGGAGGAGGAGAAAGUCGAGCCUCUUCCGCCACUCAACGAGCUCGUGGACACCUGGGUCAGGGGCAAGCUCAGCAACUUUGACUACCUCAUGGCUCUCAACCAGCUGUGUGGUCGGACCGGCGCGAAUCCCCAGCACCACCCCGUGCUGCCAUGGGUGCGAGACCUGUCGCAGCCCGAGGGCGGCUGGCGGGACCUGAGCAAGUCCAAGCUGCGGCUGACAAGGGGGGAUGACCACCUGGACGCAACCUACGGUUCGGCGGUGCAGUCGCAGUCAGCCCAGCCCCAAGCCUACCUGCCGAUAGACCGGGUUGUUCAGGUGCCGCAUCACUUGUCCGAACUGCUUGCGGACAUCACAUACUAUGUGUACUUUGCGAGGCGCCUGCCACGAAGCAUCCUAUGCAAGCACGUCCGGCACAAAUGGGUUCCCGCCGAAUAUCCGGCAUCCAUACAACGGCUGCAGGCGUGGACGGUGGACGAGUGCAUUCCGGAAUUUUUCACGGACCCAUCUAUCUUCGAGUCCAUACACGAUGACCUGGAAGACCUUGGAGUGCCCGGCUGGUGCUCAAGUCCCGAAGACUUUGUGCGAAAGCAUAUGGCUAUGCUCGAGAGUGAGCGUGUCUCCGAGCACCUUCAUCACUGGAUCGACAUCACUUUUGGCUACAAGCUGACGGGACAGGCGGCCAUCAAGAGCAAGAACGUGUGCCGGCCCCUGGUGGACGGCCACACAACGCUGCACAGCUGCGGCAUGGUGCAGCUCUUCUCAACGCCACACCCACACCGUGCAGCGUCCAGCCUCUACCUGUCGCGCUGCUCGGCGCCCAAGACGUUCCGCUUCCAGCACAGCAGCAACUCCGUCGCACUGGGGUCACCCCAGUCGAGGUCCCAAUCAAGUUCGAUGUCAUCCCGACGGAAGAGCCGACAGGAAACGUUUGACAAAGAGCUGAGCCUCCAGCCUGAAGCCAAAGAUGGAGGCGAGGAUGACGCUGCUCCCGAAGCUGUCCAGAGCAAAAAAAAGCCAUCAACCAUUGUCAAGUCAAGGUCGGUGGGUCAGCAGCUAGCUUCGACCACCGGCAGCUCGGUCCCGGCCGAGACCCAGGUUAUAGUCCUUCCCAAGGACUACUCGCCGCUGUCCAAGCUGCAGCAGCUUGAAUCACUGUGCAACUUCUGCCUGCAUCAUCCGCCUCACCGGCUGCCUCCCUCCAUCAGUCUGGCCUCAGCCAUUCAGCCGGGUGAUGACGAACAAGAUGGAAGUUUCCCACGGCGUCGCAGCCAGACCUCACAUGCUGCAGACAUGUACUUGCUGGGAUGCCUUCUCGUCGAGAUGUCCAUCUUUUCAACGACUGCGCGACACUCCUCAAGGGAUCUUGCCGAGCGUUAUUUGCAUGCCUUGCAGAUCCUGAAGAUUCCAGAGCUGCCUGUUGCCUCCUCAUUCAGGUCUCUCCACAAUGCCGUCCAAGUCCUGCUCCAGACCGAGAAGCCAGUCGCCGUGCCCUUUGCCAAGGGAAAAGAGGCCACCAGCAGCCGCGCCGAGUGGCGUUACCCUUGCGUCUGCGACGGCGGACUGCCCCCGCCGUCUGCUCACCAGCUCCUGCAGCCGUUGCUGUCGACCAUCCCGUUUCCGGCUUACUAUCCGGCUCUCUACGACUUCCUCACCAAGCUGGAUGCUCAGCCGACAGCUCCUGAGAAGGUCUACUUUGUGGCCCGUGAGCUGCCACCGCUGCUGACCCAGCUGAGCCAGGUCGACCUGGACCUCGUCAUGAACCACCUGAGCGACCUCUUUUCGAACCCCGAGUCGUCUCUGCUGGCCGUGUGGCAGCUGUUUGACCUCGUGGGGCUCGCCCUGGGGCCAAAGGUUCUUGCCGAACGCCUCCUGACUGUGCUCAUCAACCUUCUUUCGACUGACCAGCUGACCGUGCGGCACUUCCGGCUUUUCCACCGGUCCUUUUUGCUCAAGCUCCAGGUGCGUCUUGGAAUGCGAACCUUUCUGCACUGUUUCAUCACGCUACUGGUCGAAGCUGUGGGUGGAUACCGGGACAACAGCACAGCCCAGAUUGUGGAUCCCGAGAAUCCGAGCGCAGCUGUUCGAAAAGGAUCCCACCUGGACAGCGCUGAACUCGACCCGCUUCGUCAAGCCAGCACAGCAGCAUCGCGAGAGGCGUCGCCAAUGCGCGCUGGCCAUCGAAGUUCCUCGUCCGAGCGGGACAUGCCAUCCGCGUCGCCGGAGCCAGCCACGUUUGGCGAGCCAGAAAUGUUCGAGCUCGAUCAAGAUCAGGAGCUAGAGCAAUCUGCAUCAUACUCGUACGAGAGAAAGGACACAGCCACAUUUCCUGAAAUUACGACAUGGCCUCCUUCAGCUGAUAAAGAAGAACAGCCAAAUGCAAGCCGGCCCGAGAGGCCGGAAUCUGAAGGGCCAGACCCAUCACCACAGUUGUCAUCGAUUCCUGCCAUUCCAGUUACUGAGACGUAUGAGAUCACUCCCCCGGAAGCCACCGAAAGUGGCGGCUGCAGCCUGAGCGACAUAGCUUCGGAGAGCGUCGUGUGGCUCGCGCAUCGGCUGGGCCCCGUCCUAACGGCCAAGCACCUCAGCAGGAACCUGCUGCGGAUGCUGACACUUUGCUACAUGGGGCCCCAACAGCUGAGCCCAGCCAAGGGACCACUGCUCGAGGGCGAUGUGAGCCUUUUCGAACAGGGUGUGGUUGGAGACCAAACUGCCGCCAAGGUUCUUGAGACGCUGUCCAACUUGGCAAUGCUUUACGGGGAGAGCUUCAUCACACGCCAGUACCUGCCCCAUGCUGUCGAGCUGUUGUGCAUGUGCAAGAAGCACCUGACUGACAACCUCGAAGCCGGGCUCAUCGGAGCCGUCACGAUGGUCAAGCAUGUGCUACCUUUCCUGUCCGACACGACGCUCAUGAGCCAGCUUCAGGAGGUGGUACUGAAGAACAUACUGUACCCACUGGUGCAAUUGGCCUCGUCGCUUCAGCACUGCUUUCCUCGCGGGGUCGUCAGCCGCCAGGUCCUGACCCGAAAGAUUGCCGACACGCUGUACCUCGUCGGCCUGCGCAUCGGCUUCCAAAUGUCCCGCCGGCACCUGUCGGUGCUUCUGCGACGCUUCUUCGCCUCCUUCAACCGUGCCUUCCCGUCGGGAGGUGGCCUCUCGGCGGUGCAGCACCUGACGCAGGUCCCCGCACCUGGGGACAAAGAAGAAGAGCUGCUAUGCCGAUCGGUAGAGGAUUAUCUUCCCAUCAAGCGGGAAGCCGGUGGCCAGGAAUUGAGGAUCGGCACGCCAGUCAAGUUGUCCUCCGUGCUCAAGUGCCGAGGUUCGCCGCCCUACCCCUACACUCCCCCCUAUGAGGAGAGAGAAGGAGACGAUCGCAACGUACCCGAUCGCGCCCUCGAAGAGGUCAAGCAGGUGUUCACUGCAGAGCUGGCUUUCAUGACCUACAUUCCACUUUGCAAGCUUGCUGGCGGUAUCUACAUGGAGCAGACACUCACCAACCACGAGCUGAUUCUGGAGCUGUGCGCCGCACACGACUCGGCUCUUGCCAUGAGCGAAUCGGGAACUGAUGCGGCAAAUGGCCCGCGAAAGUUUAGGAAGGGCCACUACCGAAUGCCUUCAGCAGGGCAAGACGAAGCCAUUGUGAGCGGAGAGUUUGGCAAAAACGUGGCCAUGGUCGGAAACCGAAUCGACGUGCAGCUCGGCGAGGAGAGCCACCUGGUGACAGCCGGCGAGUUGCCGGAUGCUGCGCCCAAGUAUGACAUCAACCUGCUGAUGAGAAAGAUGACCAACGGCCAACGCCACCUGAAGGGCAGCUGGCUGGCCUACUGGGAGCACGAGAUUGGCGUUAGCCUGGUCAAGGAUAGCCACUUCGACUUCAAGCAGAUUCGGCUGCAGACGUUCGCCGGUCACACGGGCAGCGUGCGGUCCCUCGAGGUCCUUGAGAAUGAGAACUCUUUCCUGUCGGGCAGUCGGGACCGCACGGUGAAGCUGUGGUCCCUGCGCAGCUGUGGCGACGGCUCAACGGUCGUGGCGCCCCAGUGGACGUACCCGCAUCACCGCAAGUCGAUCUCCUCGAUCGCCUUCUUACCAUCCCUCAGACUGGUGGGAUCGAGCGACCACGGUGUGCAUAUCUGGGAUCCCUUUAUGGGGUCGUGCCUGAAGCAGUUCGACACCAGCAAGACACAGCCAGUCACAGUGUUGCUCGCGAUGCCAUCUCCAAGCACAACAUUCCUUGCUGCCACGUCAAACUCGACGGUCCGGUUCCUGGAUGCCCGCACCAUGCGCUACACCCACGAACUGCGGGUCUCGAUAGGCUCUGCUGGCGUCAUUCGGUCCCUAGCGGUCAGCCCCAGUGGGCACUGGCUGGCGGUGGGCCACAGCUCUGGUGUGCUGUCGGUCCUCGACGUCAGGACCGGUUUCAUGCUUGGCUCGUGGGUGGCCCACGAUGGCGAGAUCCUGCAGACAAAGGCCUUCAAUGAUGCAUAUUUCAUUUCAUCAUCGCUGGACCACUCCAUUUCUGUGUGGAAUGCUAUAGAUACCAAGCUGCACUACAACCUCAAGGGAGCAACAGAGCCUGUAACUUGCCUAGGCCUGCACAACGCCGGCGUUGUGUCUGGGACCACUGCGAACAAGAUCAACGUGCAUACAACUAUCGAUGAAAAGGCUGUCUUCACGAGUACCAAACUUCGGUCAGAAACAUUCCGUGGUGUCAUUGCUUCGAUGGCUGUCUUGCCUCUGAACCGUCUGCUCCUGCUGGGAGCCGACAACGGCAGCAUUUCCCUUCUGUGCUGACGGGAACUUGACACCAGCUUCAUUUUAGUACCUACUAGCUUAUUUGUGGCCACCAUUCCUUGCUCGUCCACAGGUGAUAGAAAUCAUCAAACAAGCACGCGCCCUUCUUGCAUUUUCUACGAGAGAGGAAUGUUCAGUCUUACCUGGUGACUUUUCACAAAACGUGUUGUGCUCCCGUGGUGAAUGUGUACAGCGCUCAGGAAAUGAAACGCGACAGGGAUCCUGCAUUUAGUAGAACCCUGCAUAUGUGCAAAGUACUCGAAAGUACCAUGUCAUGUUGCUAGGAAUCUGGUCACCAAAGGUGACGCACAUUCCGAUCUAAGUGUGCGCGCCAAAAUUAUACGAUGUGACACGAACUGCAGCCCUAAAUUGACGUGUUUCAUUCCGUGAGCACUGCACAUAGUCUUCUGUAUUUUUGCAAUGCAUGUCCAAAGGCUUUGCAAUGCAUGGAGGCCAGCGGUCUCCUAGAGUGGCACCAUGUUUCCUCACAUUUUAUACCUGUUAGAGCAUGAACAACUUUUGCCGGGUGCUGCAGCCACUCAGGGCUCACUCCUUUGUCACAUGACCUGCAAUGAAAGAAAAUUGAUGAGACCCUAACCGUACCCCCACAAAUCGGGACCAGCUGUACUGGAAAAGUGGCGCCCUCUAGGUGACACCACGGUUUCGUCAUCAUUGGAUGGGCACUGAAAAAUACAGCAGGCUAUGGUGUGCAUUGCCGGUGGCGUGUUUUGUCGUGAUUACCUUGCCAGACCAUUGUUCGCUUGCGAUUGGUUGUUGCCUGCUUGCUAGUUUUGCAUGCGCCAAUCUUGUUGAUAACGAGGAGAACGGUUCUACUGUCUGCGUAUUUUCUAUUAUGUGAUGACAUAUUCACAUUUCCAUUACGAGCGACGGAUUCAGCCGGCAUUUGUGAUACUGCCUGCUAAAUGGUCUGGUGAAACAGAACCGUGCAAAAACCUCCUGGCCCACCUUUCGGGAAUGUAGAGUCACGGUAAAUGCUUGAUUGUGGAAUUGCCGACAAGUGCUGUUUGCUUGGCGUUUUGAAAAGCAUAGUAGCAUUGUUGUGGUGAUAACGUGCGACAUUGAUAAUUGCAGUAGCUGAGAUUGUAAUGACGCUUUGUAAAUAACUGUGAUCUUGUGAAAGGCUUUCCAUUGUUUCUCGACUGGUUAGUUUGGUGCGUUGCGGUACUUAUGGAAAGAUUCCACACAUACUUUAGCAAAAAGUUGUGAUUACAUAUGAUUCCUACAUUUUCUUUCUAGCUUAGUCGAGCAUUAGGCAUAUGGCUCCACAUAUUUCGAGUGUCAGUAGUUAAUAUCUUAUGAAGCAUAGAUUAUCACACUUCUUAUCGUGAGAAAAUUCAUUCCUUCAGAGGGCAUUUUUUAUACUGCAGCACUAUCGUUAUUCCAGAUUAUUUUGUCAUUUUUAUGCUUGCGCCCUUUCGUGGAGAAACCAUGUGACUUGUGAUAUUGUUUUUAAAUUUGUAAGUUAUUGGCCCAGUCGUCAACUCUGUGCUUACCGCUUAGUUUCAGGUGUUUGGCGACGGAAGUAAAUGCAAUGGUUCGUACCAAAGAUAUCUGGUUCUCCCAUUUUUGGUCUUAUGGUGGUAUUUAUUUUUGUAAUGUUCCUCCCUGUUUUUCAGUUUAGCCUCGUGAUACCUAAAAGAUGUGAUCAUUUUCUUUACUGUAUUUGAUCUUACUGAAAUGAGAUGUACAUAUUUUGAAGUGAAAUACAGAAGAUAACCAUG